This is a messenger RNA of Didymodactylos carnosus, 2415 nucleotides long. Lineage: Eukaryota; Metazoa; Rotifera; Eurotatoria; Philodinida; Philodinidae. The record is from the annotation of a GenBank genome assembly.
AUGUUUUGUAAAUUUAUAACUUUUCUGUGUAUUAUCCUUGGUCACUAUUAUGUGACUCCGUGCGGUAUUAUUACACACAUAGAAGUAUCUCAUCGUGCACAAGAUUUAUGGAAUCACCGAUCAAAUUAUCAAUUACUUGUACGAAAACAUCAAGAUGCGCUUCAAGCUGGUAGUCCUUAUCCAGAUGUUAUGUAUGACAAACUCUGUUAUAAUGGAUAUUUACAUUCUGUUGCUGAAAAUACGCAUUGGUAUCCAUUCAUGAAAACAGCAAUUGACUAUUUGAGACAAGUAUAUCCACCACCGUUAAAAUCAGGACAAACUGAUGGUGAAAAAUUACUUGUAUUCUUGUUGGGAAUUGCAGCUCAUCAGAUAUCUGACGCUGUGUGGCACGGAAGUCUUACUGGGUGUCCGAAUGGCUUCAUUGAUGCAAAUGCGUGGAGCGACUUCUAUGGUGAUCGUAAUCAGGCUCAUUCAAGUGCAGAUCUUGGAGGCGAUUCAGUAGCAGAUUAUGAACUACCAAUAGGCUACAUUGGUCUCGUUGAUAAUUGGUAUACACCAACACAACAUUUACAAAUGAUCUAUAGACAAUAUGCCAAUAUCUUUCACUCACCAACAGAAUUAAACGCUACAGCUGAACGCGUACAAGCAUGCAGUACUUUAACAUUUAUUCAACGUUUUCUUGCAAAUCUAUUUCUUGGUAAAGCAUAUUCACAUUAUUCAAAAACUAACACACUUCUGUUAGAUGAGUUUUAUAAUUACUAUUAUGGAGGCAUCGAAAAUAUGGUACGUGAAACACUUCGUUAUUGGGAUAUAAUCAUUGAUAUGUAUGAGUACGGAACAGAUAUUUGUACAAACGGCAAUAGAAAUCCUUAUUAUUUAAAUUGUACAAAUAAUUUUCAACGACAAAUUUCAUAUCUUGAACAAAAACAAUCAAUAUCAUAUAUAAGAACUGUAACACAUGGUACUCGUCUACCAUUUACAUCUCAGACUUUACCUUUAGCAAAAAAGUUAGAAUACACAGAAAUUGAUAGGGGUUUAAUCUCAGAUCAAAGUUAUGCGAAUUUUGGUCAUUCAUCAUUAAUAGCUGAUUUUAAUAAUGAUGGAAUUGAUGAUCUGGUUGUAUCAGCGCCAAAUUAUUAUAUAUAUGGAUGUGCUCAAGGUGGCCGUGUAUUUAUUAUUUAUGGUCGAGAUGAACAACCUAUAAUUCCAGAACGACAUAUAUCUGUUAUUGAACAAUUAGCUAACCAGACAUUAAUUUCUCCAUCGUGUGAUGGUGAUCGUUUUGGUACGUCAUUAACAAUCAUUGAUUGGAACAACGAUAGUUAUAAUGAUUUAGUGGUUAGUAGUCCAUCAAGAGGUUUUGGAUUUAUUGGCUCAAUAUUUAUUUAUGCUGGUAGUGAAAGUGGUUUACAAUCAUUACCUUAUUUACAAAUUGAUGGCAUCAACGAACAUGAUUCUAUCGGAUGGAAUGUACAAAGUACACAUUUCGAUGAUGAUAAUAUACUUGAUCUUUUGAUAACAAGUCCAUAUGCACAAAAAAAUGGUUAUGAUGAACCGCAGCGUGGUGUGGUAUGGAUCUUUUUAAGCAGCAGACAAGAACAAAUGGCGCAUUCAGAAUACAUUCAUUUAACAGUAAAAGAUGCGACAUACACAAUAUGGGGUGAAAUAUCAAAAUCGAAAUUUGGUUAUUCAACAACAAUUGUUCCGUCAUCUUGUACAACAGAUAAACAGCCAAUAUUACUGAUUAGUGCACCUAAUUAUGCUUCACCAAAUACGCUACAGAGUCAAGGUGUUGGGAAAAUCUAUGCUUAUACAAUUAAUGAUACAGGGCCACAAUUAACAUUCACCCUUUCAGGAAACAAUAUGGAUCAUUUUGGACAUAGUCUAUCAAUUAGCCAACAACACUGUGUAUUAGCUGUUGGAGCACCAACACGUUCGACGUCAAAAAUCAAUAAAGAAUGGACAGGUGCAGUUAUUUUAUUAUCAUUUGCAGAAUUACUGACAAAGAGUAUUUAUAAGCGAGAAUCUUUAUCUGUAAAUGCUGUUUCUGUACUUGCUACAAUUGUUGGCGAAUUACGUUUUCAACGAUUAGGUUGGGCUGUAGAAUGGUCAACUACAUUUGAUUUAUGUAUAACAGCACCACUCGGUACAUCUUUAUUAUCGUCCGAAGGACGUACUUAUAUAAUCAAAGGGGAACGUAUUCCAUUAAAACCAACAUCUGACCCAAUUUCAAUAACAAAACUUAGCUCAAAAACAUUUGUUGCACAUGACAGAAUGAACCGUUUCGGUACACAUUUAAAUUUACUUUCAUCGCCAUUAUCAAAUUCAACAUAUUUAGCAAUUUCGUCUCCGCUUACAGCUUCAAAACAAGAUAAUAUUCGUCUUCCCGGUACACUCUAUAUAUACAAAUUUUAA